Molecule: messenger RNA, 1965 nt
Organism: Olea europaea var. sylvestris
Lineage: Eukaryota; Viridiplantae; Streptophyta; Magnoliopsida; Lamiales; Oleaceae
Product: sucrose transport protein-like
Exons: 6
Coding region: 161-1729 (522 amino acids)
Biological process (GO): sucrose transport
Cellular component (GO): plasma membrane; vacuole
Molecular function (GO): sucrose:proton symporter activity
Source: RefSeq, a predicted model, not a curated record
UUCCUUUAUCCGUGAAUGUCGAUGCAUGCAAACACCCUUAUAAAUACCCGCCUCUAAUCCCUCUCAAAUUCACAAAAUUCACUGCAUAUAGAUAUAGUGAGAGAAAUCUAUACAUACUGAAUUUCUAGAGUGAGAAAGUGGAGAGGUAAAUUAUAUAUUCAUGGAGGUUGACGGAAGCAAAAUUAAUACUGUUGAAUCAGAACCACCACUUGCGCCACCGGAAGAACCGCUACGAAAACUCAUUCCUGUGGCUGCAAUAGCGGCAGGGGUGCAAUUCGGGUGGGCCCUACAGCUCUCUUUGUUGACUCCGUACCUCUCUUUGUUGACUCCCUACGUACAGCUACUGGGCAUUCCCCAUACUUGGGCGGCCUUCAUCUGGUUGUGUGGGCCAAUCUCCGGCUUGUUCGUGCAGCCGAUUGUCGGGUACUACAGUGACAAUUGCACCUCCAGAUUUGGGCGUCGCCGUCCCUUUAUAGCCGCCGGUACCGCACUUGUCGCCGUCGCCGUUUUUCUAAUUGGGUUUGCCGCAGAUAUUGGUCGUGCCUCCGGUGACCCACUCGGGAAGACGGCGAAGCCCCGUGCCAUUGCUGUUUUUGUCGUCGGGUUUUGGAUCCUUGACGUAGCCAACAACACUUUACAGGGGCCUUGUAGAGCUCUGUUGGCUGAUCUUUCUGGUGGAAAUGCUCAGAAAAUGAGGAUUGCAAAUGCGUUUUUCUCUUUCUUUAUGGCGGUGGGGAACGUUCUCGGUUAUGCGGCUGGAUCAUAUACUCACCUAUACAAAAUGUUUCCAUUUACCAAAACAAAAGCCUGUGAUGUGUAUUGUGCAAAUCUCAAGAGCUGCUUUUUCCUCUCAAUAUUUCUCUUGUUAAUUUUGACAAUAUUGGCUUUGAUUAUUGUGCGUGAAAUGGCCAUGGUCCCUUCAAAGGUAGAGCCACCGGAAAACAGAGGUCAUGUGGGGGUUAAGAAGGUGAAAAUACCAGUUUUGGGGGAGUUAUUUGGUGCGUUGAAGGGCUUGCCUAGGCCUAUGAGGAUUUUGCUCUUGGUGACUUGUUUGAAUUGGAUUGCUUGGUUCCCGUUCUUGUUGUUCGACACUGAUUGGAUGGGAAAGGAGGUGUAUGGAGGGAAGGUGGGGGAAGGGAAGUUGUACGACCAUGGGGUGCGUGCAGGGGCACUCGGGCUGAUGCUGAGUGCUGUGGUGUUGGGGUGCACUUCCCUUGCUAUGGAGUUCUUGGCACGUGGACUCGGUGGGGUGAAGCGGCUGUGGGGUAUAGCCAACUUCUUGUUAGCCAUUUGCUUGGCCUUGACCGUUUUGAUCACAAAAUUGGCACAGUCUACACGGCGUCACACCACCCAUAGUGGUGAUGCUAAGCCACCAGUCACUGGCGUCAAGGUCGGUGCUUUGGCCCUCUUCGCUGUUCUUGGCAUUCCUCAAGCGGUGACUUUCAGCAUUCCAUUCGCUCUAGCGUCUAUAUUUACCAGUGAUUCUGGUUCUGGGACAGGACAAGGUCUGUCGCUUGGAGUUCUAAAUCUUGCAAUAGUUAUACCCCAGAUGGUGGUGUCGUUGCUAAGUGGACCGUGGGAUGCCUUGUUUGGAGGCGGUAACUUACCGGCAUUCAUUGUGGGUGCGGUGGCAGCUGCAGCUAGCGGGAUUUUCGCACUCACCAUGCUUCCGUCUUUACCUUCCGAAGUUUCACCAGACAAGGCCAUGAGCGCCGGAGGUUUUCAUUGAAAUACCAAUGUACCAUAAGCUAGCUAGUUCCCUCCCCCCCCCCCCCCUUCUCCUACGGUCCUACCUUGUCUUUAAGUGUAUUGUAUUAAUCCUUUUUCUUUUCUUUGUUUUCUCCUCAUGACUAAAACUUGGACAUUUUUUAUCCAAGGACAUCAACUUAAAUAUAUGUAAAGUGUGAAUUUGCAAUGUUCGGACCUGUCACAUGGAAUGAGGAGCAAGGGCGUGGUCUCCCUCUA